Morchella importuna is the source of this 363-nucleotide messenger RNA. RefSeq lists its product as uncharacterized. The coding region runs from base 1 to 363 and encodes 120 amino acids. The transcript has 8 exons. The record is from RefSeq and is a predicted model, not a curated record. Lineage: Eukaryota; Fungi; Ascomycota; Pezizomycetes; Pezizales; Morchellaceae.
AUGUACGGUACUGUCUCUCAGCCAGUACAACUCACGACCACGGCUGAGGUAGAGCAGCAGUACGACGGCUCCCAUUGGGGCUGGGUGUCGAUUAACAUCGAACGUGGCACUGGGUUCGGAAGCUCGCGUUGUGUCUCUACUCAGACAGAAUACCUACAUGGUACUACGAUUGUUAGUCGUGGUACAAGCUCCCAAAGAACAGUCAUAACACUUUUCUUGGGUAUUUCUUUAGACAUAUGCAAGUUGCGGAUCAAGGCCAAGAACCAGUCACAGUUGGAGUUGUAUAAAGCACCUGGCACAACCCCGAUAUUUUCUAUCCAACAUCCAGCGCAUCACUCUCGUUCUAAGAGCAACAGUACCUGA